CUAUAGAGGAACCUCAUGGAGAAAGAUCUUCAUCCGAAGCGUGGAGAUGAGGAAGAACUGUGACAAUGCAGCAUGGUCUUCGCUACAUCCCAAGCAUGAGACACCAGAACCUUCCUGGUCUCCUGUUCCAGUAGAAUUAGAUCUGAGCUCAGAAUUGGUACAGGGAAAGCAACCAGGAGGUGUACCACUAAAGCCAGAGGUGAAGAGCAGUGGGAGCUCAGUGACCAAGCAACGAGGGUCUGUGCAAGAUGAAGGUGUUUCUAUCUCUUCUGUUGGUUGCCAUCACUUGUGUGGAGUUUGUACACUCCUUGAAAUGCUACAGCUGCCAUGAACCCACCGCUAGUGAUAAGUGCAUGACGAUUCAGUUCUGCAAGAAGAAUGAAACCAUUUGCAAGACUACCAUGUAUUCCUUGGAGGAUGUUUAUCCCUUUGUGGGAGUCUCAACAGUCACUAAGAUGUGCUCCUCUGUCUGCCUCCCAUCCGACGUGGACGGGAUUGGCAUGACGCGCCCUGUCUCCUGCUGUUACUCUGACCUCUGUAACGUUGACAGUGAUGGUGCAGCCAGUCUGAGGAGCAGCUUUGUGCCAGCUGGGCUGCUACUAAGCUCCAUUUGUGCCUUCUUCUGGACAAGACUCUGAGGAGCUGGUGGAGGAGAUCUUUCACGCUGAAGAACCCAAAGAGGAAGAGAAUAAUCCUCUACCGGUCCAAUUUUAUGUCUGGAUGCCUCAUGGAAAACCUUCAACAGCUCCUGGAAAUUGUGUUUUUAGUUGCUGUCUUAUUUCCAUGACCAAGAGAGAAGCAAAACUCAAGAAGUCCUAACAUGAAUUUUAGAAUUAACUUUACUAUAGAGUUUCUUUAUUGUGCUGGUCUGGUUGGUUUGAAUUCAAAGAUCUGCUCUAUGAAGUGUAUUUUAAGAAGAGGAACCAGUAUUAAGUGUCUUCCAUACUCAGAGUAUUUUCUUCCCAGGUGUUACCCAGCAGAAUAGCUGGAUGGGUUGGUGUUCUGUUACGUGGCAGGUCAUCUCUACCCUGUAUUUUUGUGCUGGUUCUUUGUUCUGUUUGGAUAUCCUAUUCAUCACCAAGAAAUUAAGGACACACACAUGUGUCCAAAAUAUGAGGCAGGAGAUUCAACAUCUCAUGCCAGAGGUCUGAUCCAAGAAGGUGGAAAAUCUGUUUCCUGUACUUUUUUUGAGCAGAAUAAAAAGAAUAUUGUGUUUAAAAAAAA
Molecule: messenger RNA, 1224 nt
Organism: Pogoniulus pusillus (Red-fronted tinkerbird)
Lineage: Eukaryota; Metazoa; Chordata; Aves; Piciformes; Lybiidae
Product: ly6/PLAUR domain-containing protein 2-like
Exons: 4
Coding region: 249-638 (129 amino acids)
Cellular component (GO): plasma membrane
Source: RefSeq, a predicted model, not a curated record